AUGAUUGGCAUUGGACUCAAGCAAUAUGAUCACAUUGUAUCAGUGGACAUGUUGAACUCUUUCGUCAAGAACCUUCUCAACAAUGUCGUCCAUCACAACGACAGACCACACGUCAUCAACAAUGGAUUGUUGAACUCGAUUGGAACUGCUGCAUCCUACCUUCUUUUGCUGCCAUGGAACGCAUAUAGAUACUUCUUCCCAGCAGAAAUAGGCUCAUCCACUGACCCAAUAUCCGAUCUCUCACUAUUCACACUGCUCUCAAUGAUUCAAUACCAUUCCAUCGACCUGAUGCCCACCGGAGCCAAUCCAUUUCGAGAUAUAAUUCAUACCAUCCAAGACCUAGACUUUGCAGAUAUGGGUACACUUGCACCAAACACACUGGCGAUAUCAAUGUCCAAGUUGUAUGAUACGAUAAUCAGAUCGCCAUCGAUGGAGAAGAACCUUCUCCUCCUAUACUAUUUAUUGCAGAAUCCCAACUUCUUCCGAUACGUUCAGUCCAGGACUGACAUUGAUAGCUUGAUAAUGCCAAGCCUUCACAUUCUGUACAGCUCCUUUGAGGAGAAGCCACAACAAGUCUACCUCAUACUCAUUGUUGUCUUGAUGCUCACACAAGAUCCUCUGUUCAAUGCCAAUGUCCACUCUUUGAUAAUACAUCAAGUCAACUGGUACAAGGAGAGACAUCUGCUCGAUAUUUCCCUCGGUGGACUACUCAUGGUGAUACUCAUCAAGUCGAUUGUGUUCAAUCUUUCCAAGUUAAGGGACGUAUAUCUUCACACAAACUGCUUGGCUAUCUUGGCCAAUCUGUCAUCAAGCAUCACAAACAUUCAUCCAUAUGUGGCAUCAAGGAUGGUAAAGUUGUUGGAGAUACUUUGUAAACGAUACCUAAAGCUGAAACAAAACAAUUCAAAUAUGUCCAAAGAAGGAAGUCCAAUAGAUCAACAAUUGGAGCAACAACUUCAGGAGAAUGCAUUGAUACAAUCUGAGGAGCUGCAAACUCACUCUGACUUCUUGUUUAUAGUUCUUCAGAUCAUCAACAGCACACUUACAUAUCGAUCCAACUUCAAUCCCCAUCUCAUAUACUCAUUACUACACCAGAGUGAAUAUCUCAAGAGUCUAUUCAAUGACGAAAACCUCUCUGAACUAGCUACCAACAUCUCAAAUAUACUCUCUUUCUUUGUGUAUGAAUUGUCAGUUGCCAAUGUACAGGAGGAUUGGCCCGCUGAGAGGAUACUCUUCUUUUUGGAAUCAAAGUCCAAACAGAUCGUUGCUCCACCCAAUGAACAGGAGGGUGCCCUGCGGUUCAAGUACGAGGAGGAACCAAACAGUCAUGAGUUCAUCACUCCAUAUCACUGGCAACUAUCACCAGCAGCAUCAACCACAGACAUUGAUAAUGGUGGACAAAAGACACCAACACUUGCUACUGACAGUAUGUCCAACGAGUUCAACAACCAUAGUGGUAGUUCGACGCCACCAAACGUAGAGAUCCAAAUCAUCACUGCUCCGACUCCACCUCUAGCUCAAGAUCCUGGACACAACAUAAACAUGGUGUGA
This is a messenger RNA of Acytostelium subglobosum LB1, 1551 nucleotides long. RefSeq lists its product as hypothetical. NCBI's taxonomy places the organism in Eukaryota, Evosea, Eumycetozoa, Acytosteliales, Acytosteliaceae. Gene Ontology annotation, cellular component: Golgi apparatus. Gene Ontology annotation, biological process: Golgi organization. The coding region runs from base 1 to 1551 and encodes 516 amino acids. The transcript has 8 exons. The record is from RefSeq and is a predicted model, not a curated record.